GCCUCGGAGGAGCAGGAGGCGGCGGCGCUGCGCUGAGCCGAGCCGUGGCGGGAGGAGGCGGCAUGGCUGCGGCGGAGGCUCCGCGGGUGCUGGUCUACGGCGGCAGGGGCGCGCUGGGCUCCCGCUGCGUGCGGGCCUUCCGAGCCAAGGACUGGUGGGUGGCCAGCAUCGAUUUAGUGGAAAAUGAAGAGGCCAGUGCCAACGUGGUUGUGAAAAUGAGUGACUCUUUUGUUCAACAAGCGGAUCAGGUGACAGAAGAUGUUGGAAAACUGUUGGAAGAAAAGAAGGUGGACGCGAUCCUUUGUGUAGCUGGUGGGUGGGCUGGAGGCAGUGCGAAGGCCAAAUCUUUGUACAAAAACAGUGACCUGAUGUGGAAGCAGAGCGUCUGGACCUCCACCAUCUCCACCCACUUGGCGACGAAACACCUGAAGGAAGGCGGCUUGCUGACCCUGACGGGGGCGAAAGCGGCAUUAGCUGGAACUCCGGGAAUGAUUGGCUACGGCAUGGCCAAAGCAGCCGUCCACCAGCUAUGCCAGAGCCUGUCCGGUGCAAACAGUGGCCUCCCGCCGGGGUCUGCGGCUGUGGCUGUUCUCCCGGUUACCUUGGAUACCCCAAUGAACAGGAAAUCCAUGCCUGAGGCAGACUUCAGUUGCUGGACACCGUUAGAUUUCAUUGUGGACACUUUUUCUGACUGGGUCACGGGCAAGAACCGGCCAGGCUCAGGGAGUCUGAUCCAGGUGGAAACCACCGGAGGAAAGACGGAGCUGACGGCUGCAAAUCUCUGAACUGGAAGCCUUUGCGUUUCUGCAGACUACAAAGGAAGAGUCGUUGCAAGUCUUAGUGAGUGUGUGUCUGUGUGUGUCAUCUGUGUGGUCAGCGCUAUCUGCCAGUGAAAAGAUCUCUCUGGUGGAGUGGGACCAGAAAUCCUGUUUCUGUGGUUAGUCAUGAGCCAAUUGCCCUGGAUUACCAAAAAUUACAGUGUGUCUUGCAUUUAAAUCAGUACUGCAAAUUUCAUGUCUCGCUAAAUGGCCAAUGCAGCGUAGUGGUUGCAGUUGUGGAGUAAGAUCUGAGAGCCAGUUUGGUGUAGAGGAGAGCCAGUUUGGUGUAGUGGUGAAGUGUGCGGACUCUUAUCUGGUAGAACCGGGUUUGAUUCCCCACUCCUCCAGUUGCACCUGCUGGAAUGGCCUUGGGUCAGCCAUAGCUCUGACAGAGGUUGUCCUUGAAAGGGCAGCUGCUGUGAGAGCCCUCUCCAGCCCCACCCACCUCACAGGGUGUCUGUUGUGGGGGAAGGAUAUAAAGGAGAUUUAUGAGCCGCUCUGAGACUCUGAGAUUCAGGGUGGAGGACGGAAUAUAAAUCCAAUGUCUUCUUCAGCUGGGUCUGAAUCCCCACUGUUAUGGAAACUUGCUGGGUGGCUUUGGGUUUGUCCCCGUCUCUCUGUCUGACCUACCUUAUAAGGUUGUUGUGGCAGGGGAGGGAAGAAUGAUGUGUUAAGCUGCUUUGGGUGCUAAUUGGGGGGGGAAAUCAGGGCACAAAUUAAAUAAUUCUGCAGCAUCUGCUGAGGGAUCACCCGUAGCCUUAAGAAAUCAAUGGGUAAAAAUGGAUAAAAAAAUGUCAUUUGACUGUAUUGGCUGGUCUGCCAUUUGGGAGAUUUUCUGUGCAAUAUUUCUGUGACUUCAUGCAGAUGGUCGUUUUGUUUGUCGCUGUUAAAUAAAUGUUAGCCAUCAAUAAAAAUGCAGUUGCACAA
This is a messenger RNA of Heteronotia binoei (common prickly gecko), 1745 nucleotides long. It is a transcript of the gene QDPR, whose product is annotated as quinoid dihydropteridine reductase. Gene Ontology annotation, molecular function: NADPH binding; 6,7-dihydropteridine reductase activity; NADH binding. The transcript has 7 exons. NCBI's taxonomy places the organism in Eukaryota, Metazoa, Chordata, Lepidosauria, Squamata, Gekkonidae. Gene Ontology annotation, biological process: tetrahydrobiopterin biosynthetic process; L-phenylalanine catabolic process. The coding region runs from base 63 to 785 and encodes 240 amino acids. Gene Ontology annotation, cellular component: cytoplasm. The record is from RefSeq and is a predicted model, not a curated record.